Messenger RNA from Oncorhynchus tshawytscha (Chinook salmon), 2388 nucleotides. Its product is annotated as kelch repeat and BTB domain-containing protein 13-like. Lineage: Eukaryota; Metazoa; Chordata; Actinopteri; Salmoniformes; Salmonidae. Gene Ontology annotation, molecular function: protein binding. The coding region runs from base 192 to 1730 and encodes 512 amino acids. The record is from RefSeq and is a predicted model, not a curated record. The transcript has a single exon.
UUCUCGUAGCUGUGAAGAGCAAUACAAACAGUGGUUACCCUGUCAAGUGCAUCUGCUCUGCACAGAGGAGAGGAAAGGGGGGGAUUCGGUCUAGCUGCUACUGUACCUCAAGGAAAUAUCAUCAUGGACAAAAUGUCAUGCUAGGACAUGAGAUAUUUUGAUCUGACUCAGCACUUCGUCACUCCUGACAAAUGCAAAUGUGCUGUUUGAACACUUCAGUUGAGGCGAUGGAGCCAAGCAGCUGCCCUGGUUCAGGGACCGACAGUGACAAGCCUGCCCUCGGCAAGCCUUUGGACUCAGGGAUGGACAGCCUGAAAGUGAGAGUUGACGGGAGCAUUUUUGUGGUGAACAAAGCCCUACUCGAGCAGCACUGUGAGUACUUCCGAGCCCUCUUCCAGUCGGGAAUGCGGGAAUGCCAACAGGAUGAGGUCCAUCUGAAAGGGCUGAGCGCCCGGGGAUUUGUGUUGGCACUCCGGGUCCUGGACGGGGAUCGCCCCAUCCUGGGUGGUGACGAGAUUGUGGAAGCCAUAGAGUGUGCCACCUUUCUACAGGUGGAGUCUGUGACAAAGCACCUGACCAAUAUCAUCAACUCAGAGAACUGCUUGUUGAUGUACCACACGGCUGCGACCUACGGUUUAUGGGAUCUGUCCCAUCAAGCUGCUUUAUUCAUUAAAGACAUGUACUCGGACCUGAAGGAAGAUGUUGUGAGCACCUUAUCAGAAGACCUAGUGGAGUACGUUGAGUCUCUCAUCCCCAGUCGGUACGUCACAGUCUGCAGCCACUCUCCUACCGUCGAGCAGCUCCAGGACUGUCAGAGGACGGUCUGCUACCUGGAUGACGAAGAUAGAGAAUGGAAGGUGCUGAGUCACCUACCCCUAAACACAAGCACCACUAUGGCAGGUGUGACCAUGCUAGACAACAAGCUGUACAUUAUAGGAGGCGUCCACGACCUCAGCAAGAAAGUUGUGGACUCUGGCUUCUGCUACGACCCAGAGAGUGACUCCUGGUCCACUAUUUCGAGUCCCCAGCAGCCACGCUACAACUUUACGUUAGUGGGCCACGAAGGCUGCCUCUACGCCAUCGGUGGGGAGUUCGACCGGAAGUCCAUGGCGUUGGUGGAGAAGUACAGUGUCUCCACAGCCACCUGGCGCUUCGCCGCUAAUCUCCCCUGCAGAGCCGCCAACGUGGCCUCCACCAAAGCCAUGAGCCGCAUCUUCAUCUGCCUCUGGAAACCCAAGGGCGUUACGGAGAUCCACGAGUACAUCCCUGAGAGGGACCAAUGGGUCCUGGUCACCACGCUAGUCCGUGACCAGAGCUAUGGCCACUGCAUGGUGGGCCACAGGGACAAUUUGUAUGUCAUGCGCAACGGGCCCUGCGAAGACUUCCUGAUGUGCGUGAUGGACUGCUACAACCUGACUACGGGUCAGUGGACAGCCUUGCCGGGGCAAUACGCAAACAGUAAAGGAGCCCUGUUCACAUCGGUAGUAAGAGGGGACUCAGUAUUCACCCUCAACCGCAUGAGGACCACGGAGUUCGCCGUGGAGGAGCACAGAUGGAAAACCAAGAGAGAGACCAAGGGCUUCGGGCGAAUCGGCUCCAUGUACACAUUUCUCAUGAGACUGCCCAAGGCCAAGACUGUGGGAAACACUGAGGUGUUGACGGACGGGCUGGAGUUUGGGAAUCGGAUCGACCACAGACGCAGAGGCUCUCUGCUACAAUGCUUUGACUGACUUCCUGUGAAUAAGUUUAGUCUUUUAAUAUCUCCUGACAAACUAACAACAGGACAAUGAACUAGAAUGCUUUGACUGACUUCUUGUGAAUAGGUUUAGUAUGUUACUUGGGCCACUUUUAGUAGGCAAACAUGGAACGUUGCAGAAAGAAAUGUCAUGAAUAUAGCUGACGAUUCCUUUUUUUACAUGUCAGAGAGGCAUGUUUGUUCUUCAUAGCAUAUUUCUAUCUGAAUAUUACACAACGUUGUGCCGUUCUGAAUGUAAUCUUGCGGCAUCUCUCUACAAAUCAACAAACAAGCUAAAGAUGUAAAUGUCAGAGACAACAGUAAUUUGUAAACAUUAAAGUUUGCUUCAUUCAUGACAAGUUGGAAGCUCGGAACCUCUGAGUAAACAUUAAUUAACAUAUUGGUUGAUUUGGAUACUUCCAAGUGGGAAAUAUUAGUUUCCUAGUUUCCACAUGUCAUGAGUGCAGCAUAUCUUCCAAGAAUAAUUAAAUAGCAUUUAAGAAACUUUAUAGUAAUAUUGUCUUCUAUAGUUCUUGAGAAAUGUGUUGCCUCAAGUAGCCUUCUGGGUAAUUUGACUCUGUAUCCAAAUGUAGUGUACUAUAAAGUGUACUAUAAUCAAGUGAUUCAUUACAUUGAGUUGACACAGCCCUUAU